ACCACUCCCCACCCACUUCCCACCCAUCCCCUCCCCCGCAGUCCCGCCUCCCCCACGCAGCGCCACUCCCCAGGCGGAAAAAAAUCCCUCGGAUUCCCGCCUCGGACCACGCGGCCCGCCCCGAUCGCCGGCGAGCUCCCCGACCCCCGGCGUUUCUCAGGAUUCGGAGGUUUGGCCCCCGGAGGAGGAGCGGAGGAUCCGGCGCCCAUGUCGGGCCACCUCGAUCGCCUCGCGCGCCCAGUCUCAGGUUUUGAAGGUUGUUCAAGUCACGAUGACAGGAGAUCAUAUGAGAGGAGAUCAGAUUUUGAAAUCUCUGAAGAUGAAAAGAAGACAAGAAUGGGCUCUUUGAAGAAGAAAGCUAUAGAUGCAUCGAGUAAGCUUAGGCAUUCCUUAAAGAAAAAGAACAGGAGGAAGAGUGGCAGUCGGGUUCUCUCUGUGUCUAUUGAAGAUGUGCGUGAUCUAGGGGAACUGGAAGAGGUAGAAGCAUUUAGACAGGCGCUAAUUUUGGACGAAUUGUUGCCUUCAAGGCAUGAUGACUAUCAUAUGCUGCUGAGAUUCUUAAAGGCAAGGAAAUUUGACAUUGAGAAAGCAAAGCAAAUGUGGACUGACAUGCUUCAAUGGAGGAAGGAAUAUGGUACUGAUACAAUUGUUGAGGAUUUUGAUUACACUGAGUUGGACACUGUUCUGGAAUACUAUCCUCAUGGUUAUCAUGGCGUUGACAAAGAGGGGAGACCUGUUUAUAUCGAAAGGCUUGGAAAGGUCGACCCUAACAAGCUUAUGAAUGUGACAACUAUGGACAGAUAUGUAAGGUACCAUGUGAAGGAAUUUGAGAGGAGCUUCUUGAUCAAAUUUCCAGCAUGCUCUCUUGCGGCUAAAAGACACAUCAAUUCGAGCACAACAAUUCUGGAUGUUCAGGGUGUGGGUUUGAAAAAUUUCAGCAAAACUGCACGCGAAUUAAUUAUGCGACUGCAGAAAGUUGACAACGAUAACUACCCUGAGACUUUACACCAAAUGUUUAUAGUCAAUGCUGGCCCGGGCUUUCGGAUGCUAUGGAGCACCGUGAAAUCUUUCCUUGACCCAAAAACCACUUCCAAGAUACAUGUACUUGGGAACAAGUGUCAAAGUAAGCUACUUGAAAUAAUUGAUGCUAGUGAAUUGCCAGAAUUUCUUGGUGGCACUUGUACCUGUCCCGAAUAUGGAGGGUGCCUCAAAGCUGAAAAAGGGCCAUGGAAGGAUGCAAACAUACUGAAGAAAGUCCUUAAUGGCGAGGCUCAGUGUGCUCGGCAGAUUGUAACUGUUUCCAAUGGGACGGAAACUAUUAUUUCUUAUCCCAAGUCUAAGUACCAAAUGGUACGUGGAAGUGAUACAUCAACUGCGGAGUCUGGAUCUGAAGCGGAAGAUGUAACUUCCCCCAAAGCUCUAAGAAGUUACAUCUCCCAUCCUAAGUUGACCCCAGUUCGUGAAGAGGUCAAGAUGAUCAGGGCCACUAGCUUUUCUACCCGUAUGCCUGAAUAUGAUGUUCCUGUUGUUGACAAAGCAGUGGAUGCAACAUGGAAGAGAGAACUGCCUCGGAAGGCGCCUGUCCCGCCCAAAGACUCUUCUUUGGCUACCACCACAAAGGCAUCCAACAGGUCUUUGGAUCAGAUUAUUCCAGCUCUGAUGGCUUUUGUGAUUGCUAUUGUAACGCUGCUUCGGUCAGUUAAAGAUGUUGCGACAAAGAGAUUGCCAGAUAAAAACGAGUCAGACGAACAAAGUUCUGCAGUAUAUCAAGACUGCAUUCCAAAAGAGGAGUUCCGCCCCCCGUCACCAGGUCCUGGGUUUGCUGAAUCUGACCUGUUCUCGUUAGUCUUGCAAAGGCUGGCAGAGCUUGAAGCGAAGGUUCAUGCGCUUGAAGCAAAACCUUCUGAAAUGCCUUGCGAGAAAGAAGAGCUGCUUAAUGCCGCUGUCCGCCGCGUGGAUGCACUGGAAGCCGAACUCAUUGUAACAAAGAAGGCCCUGCAUGAGGCUCUUAUCAGGCAAGAGGAACUACUUGCUUAUGUGGACAGGAAGACAAUUGCCAAGGCCCAGAAAAAGAAGAAGAAGCCGAUGUCUUGCUACUAGGACACAAGGAGAGAGAGAGAGAGCCCCCUUUGGUUCCAGUUUUCUUUUCUCUGAGAUGCCGGAGAUGGCGUUUGAGAUGAUGUAAACGGUUGAUCCGUUCGUUUUCCUGACAAAUGUGAAAAGGACAGACAUAUGGGUUUGUAAAUGGACAGAAAAUCCUGACAUAAAUAAAAUGUGUUUUUGCGCUGAA
Triticum dicoccoides is the source of this 2290-nucleotide messenger RNA. Its product is annotated as phosphatidylinositol/phosphatidylcholine transfer protein SFH6-like. The record is from RefSeq and is a predicted model, not a curated record. NCBI's taxonomy places the organism in Eukaryota, Viridiplantae, Streptophyta, Magnoliopsida, Poales, Poaceae. The coding region runs from base 208 to 2100 and encodes 630 amino acids. The transcript is spliced from 15 exons.